This is a messenger RNA of Nyctereutes procyonoides (raccoon dog), 9207 nucleotides long. It is a transcript of the gene ZNF3, whose product is annotated as zinc finger protein 3. The transcript has 6 exons. Gene Ontology annotation, molecular function: RNA polymerase II cis-regulatory region sequence-specific DNA binding; DNA-binding transcription repressor activity, RNA polymerase II-specific. Gene Ontology annotation, biological process: negative regulation of transcription by RNA polymerase II. NCBI's taxonomy places the organism in Eukaryota, Metazoa, Chordata, Mammalia, Carnivora, Canidae. The record is from RefSeq and is a predicted model, not a curated record. Bases 2034 to 3377 code for a protein of 447 amino acids. Gene Ontology annotation, cellular component: nucleus.
ACCCGGAAGCGAAAUAGAGAGAACUUCCGUUCUUUGUUCUGUCCCGGUGUGUGGGUCCGUGACAGGGUCCAACGGGGCCUGGUCCGUGUCUGGCCCCUCAAAUCUCCCGUCCCUGCCCCCAGGGUGAGUCCGGCCGCCCCCGGGGCUCGCGGUGAGACGCAGGCUGUGGCCGUCGGGGAAAGGGGUGGUGUCCGCGCCGCUGCGGCCCGCGGGGUCCCCAGGCCCGCCCGGAGCAGGGUGCCUCUGGGAGGAGCCGCUCCCUCCCCCGCAGCCGGUCCCCGACUCCGCUUCCCCGGGGACCUCCCUCUUUCAGAGGGAGGCCCCGCCAGGCAGGGAGGCAAGGGGCUCCGGUGCUGGUCUUGUGCCUUAGCCCAGCUCGAGCACUAAAGUUCCAGUAUGGCUUUAAACGGGUCCCUCUCUUUAGGACAGCUGAUGACAGCGCCCUGAACUUGGUAAUUCUCCCAAACACUGCUUUUAUUUGGUGUUAACACAGUAAUUCGCGCCAGCGACAGAAGCCUCUUUUAGCCGAGUCUGAGGCUCUGAGGAGGAGGAGUUCUACGAAGUGUUCGCAGUUAGAACUAGGUCUGGAAUGGGACCCGGCGGCAGGCGGGGGCGGGGGGGUGGCGGCGUGCAAACUCGGAUCCGGGAAUCAUCCCGCGGGCGCUCAGUAAAUCAAGUCGCUCGGAGAGUGGCACAGCUGUGUCAGGCUCCCGCCUUCACUUGUGUUAGAUCCCUGAUUUGAUCCGCUUUUGAAGUGGAAUUGAUUGCAGGUGGAUGUUUACGCUCUGAAUGGCGUUUGUAAACUCCAGGAGAGGAUAAGCAGGAUGAUGAACCCGAAAUCUGUGGAAUAAUGAGGAGCUAAAAGUAUUUAUCCUCAAGCAGAGUCUGUGGAGAGUGGACAUCGUUUGGUUUACAAAUGUUCGGCGAACAGCUGUGUGGAAGGAGAAGAUUGUGUACUUGAAGGUCGGUAGGGCAGGGCGCUAGGCCUCUGAGGUGAAGGUCCAAGGGGAUAGGUUUUCCCUCAGCAACCGAAUACCUCUCUGAUGGUGAAGCUCUGCAGCAACGGACCAGACUCCCUGCUGAAGUUGAGGGUCUCUUGCUAGUUAACCAUCAGAAUAUUGGAAACCCGAGAAGGCAUUUCUUAGACUUGGGUGGACAGUUGAACUGGAGGAGGUUCAGUUGCCUUUCACAUCUCCAGGGGUGCAACACAGAUAACCAAUUGUGUCUUAAUUGUGCUGAUUAUUUGUGUGUGUGUGUGUGUGUGUGUGUGUGUAUUUUUAUUGGAGUUCAGUUUACCAACAUACAGCAUAACACCCAGUGCUCAUCCGGUCAAGUGCCUCCCUCAGUGCCCCUCACCCAGUCACCCCAUCCCCUCACCCACCUCCCUUUCCACUACCCCUUAUUCGUUUCCCAGAGUUAGGAGUCGCUCAUGUUCUGUCAACCUCUCUGAUUUUUCCUACUCAUUUUCUCUCCUUUCCUCUAUAAUCCCUUUCACUAUUUUAUAUAUUCCCCGUAUGAGUGAAACCACAUAAUGUUUGUCCUUCUCCGAUUGACUUACUUCACUCAGCAUAAUACCCUCCAGUUCCAUCCACGUUGGAGCAAAUGGUGGGUAUUAGUCGUUUCUAAUGGCUGAGUAAUACUUCAUUGUAUAUAUAGACCAAUUGUGCUGAUUAUUAUAUGUUCUCUUUUUUUUUCCUUUUAUCUGAGUAGAUGAAGUUUACGUGAAUAUUUUUAAUUCUUUUUUUUUUUUUUCCACUUCCUUCAUCAUACAGCACUGGCAUUAGCUUAACUUAGAAUUCCCAGGAACUUGAACAGAGGCUUCAAAAUUCCUAAUAAUUGCUUCUCUGGUCUUCUGGGACCUAACUCCAAAAAAAGGAAGGAGAGAUUCCAGCAGGGUCUUAUAUUCUGAUCCAAGGAAAUGUAUUAGGAGAAAAGGAAGGUAGAAAGAAGGCUGGCUGCUACCUUCUCGGUCAUAGGGGCCAGGCCUCUAGAUCUGAUAGUAGACCAGAGACCCAGAGCUUCUAGCCCUACCCAUGGAAACUCAGGCUGAUUGCGUAUCUCAGGAACCUCAGGCCCUGCUUGAGAGUGCUCUUCCUUCCUCGAAAGUUCCUGCCUUUUCUGACAAGGACAGCCUGGGGGAUGAGAUGUUGGCAGCUGCGCUCCUAAAGGCCAAGUCCCAGGAGUUGGUGACGUUUGAGGAUGUAGCUGUGUACUUCAUCCGGAAGGAGUGGAAGCGUUUGGAGCCUGCUCAGAGGGACCUCUAUAGGGAUGUGAUGCUGGAGAAUUAUGGGAAUGUGUUCUCGCUGGAUGGUGAGACCAGGACUGAGCAUGAUCAAGACAUUUCUGAAGAUACAGGAUCACGUGGGGUGCUGUUGGGAAGAUUCCAAAAGGAUAUUUCUCAGGGUCUUAAGUUUGAAGAAGCCUAUGAACAAGAUGUCAGUCUCAAGAGGCAACUGGGGAAUUCCUCUGGAGAAAGAUUGGAUAGGAAGAUACAAGAUUUUGGUCAGAUGACAGAUGAGGAAAAGCUAACCCCCGGGGGAGAGAGAAGUGAGAAAUACAGUGAUUUUGGGAAUAGCUUGACUGUGAGUUCUAACCUUAUUUCACAUCAGAGACUUCCUGUGGGAGACAGACCCCAUAAGUGUGAUGAAUGUAGCAAGAGCUUUAAUCGAACUUCAGACCUUAUUCAACAUCAGAGAAUCCACACUGGGGAGAAACCCUAUGAAUGUAGUGAAUGUGGGAAGGCCUUCAGCCAGAGCUCACAUCUUAUUCAGCAUCAGAGAAUCCACACUGGAGAGAAACCUUACGAAUGUAACGAUUGUGGGAAGACUUUCAGUUGUAGCUCUGCCCUCAUUCUACAUCGGAGGAUCCACACCGGGGAGAAGCCCUAUGAAUGUAAUGAAUGUGGGAAAACCUUUAGCUGGAGCUCUACCCUUACUCAUCAUCAGAGAAUCCACACUGGAGAGAAACCAUAUGCUUGUAAUGAAUGUGGGAAGGCCUUCAGCAGGAGCUCCACUCUUAUCCAUCACCAGAGAAUCCACACUGGAGAGAAGCCCUAUGAAUGUAAUGAGUGUGGGAAAGCCUUUAGCCAGAGCUCACACCUCUACCAGCACCAGAGAAUCCACACUGGAGAGAAGCCCUAUGAAUGUAUGGAAUGUGGAGGAAAGUUUACCUAUAGCUCAGGCCUUAUUCAGCAUCAAAGAAUCCACACGGGGGAGAAUCCCUAUGAAUGUAGUGAGUGUGGGAAAGCCUUUAGGUAUAGCUCAGCUCUUGUUCGCCAUCAGAGAAUUCACACUGGAGAAAAGCCUUUGAAUGUAAUGGGAAUGAGCAAAACUUCUCUCAGAGUCACUGCUGAAUUAAAUAUCAGAGAGUCUACCUGAGAGAUAGCCACACACCUGUUUUCCUCACUUCCUCCGAGUCUGAAGAGCUCCUGCCUUACUCUAUAGAAGUAUGAACGUCUUAGAAUGUGUCCCUUCUGACUCACACUUUUCACUUUAGAGAAUGGGCCAAGUUGGGGAAAUCAUCCUGGCACAUCCUGGUGAUGAGCUACCUGUCAGUUUCCCCAGCAGUGAAACCAGGAGGCAAGUGGCAGGUUGAGUGCUGGGAAUAAGAGGGAAGCUCUGGGCCCAGUCACCUUCCGUUUUGGAAGGGAGUUUGCACUAGACCAUUUCUCUCACACCAGAGGAGCCUUUCUUUCCAAGGUGGGGGAGUGGAAGCACAGUAGGAAUAAAAUUCCAAGGAUUCCUGUAGUUGGGAUCAGUAUAGCCUGCACAGAAGGCAGUGCAAAGAAUGUUCUGAGUCCUGCUACUUGCUAAGAAGAGGACACGGGGGCUGUAUUUCAAAGCCGCUGUUCCUAAUCCAGCUUUAAGUUUUGAUAAGGAAUGUGCUGUUUGUGGUUGUUGUCGUUGUUCAUGACUUCAUUAAUUAUGGAAAUGUGGUGCUGAGGGAUUUGUUAUUUUACUGGCGGGGGGACCCUACGAGGUUUUCUGUGAUAACUGUACUUUGAGGGUGGCUCUUGGAGCAGCAAGCCCAUCUCUGAGAGCAGCAAAGCAGUUUUGUUGAAGAACUUGUCCUUCCCUAUUGUUAUAGGUCUGAUUGGGAAAUCCAUCUGAUAAUCAGUCUAACAGGGAGAGGAUCAGAAAGAUUUAGCAUUGGCCUAUUUCCUAUCCUCCCCUUCUCUGCAUCCCUCCCCACUCCUGUGUUGAAAAGUGAUCUAAUUCAAACCCCUAGUUACUAAGAAUAGAAUGCUUUUUAAGGAGCUCACUCAGCCCGCUUGCCCUGCCCUCUAUCACCUAUGACAUUUGGCCCCAGCCCCUGACCUCUCAUGACCUCACCUCUGACUUCAGCCGCCAAGUUGAAUGCAAAGAAAAGCAAAGCCCAGGGAAGAGAGUCUGACCUGACCUGGCUGUUGGGCUUCUUGCUGGGUUAGGAUGGAGCUCCUGAGUUUUCCCAGCUGAGGGGAUGAUCUUUCGUUAUAUUUUCCCAAUCCUGCUCAUCCUGUAGCAUAAAUGAAGUGCACUAUUAAACAGAAUAGUUUUUUAGAAGGCGACAUUGUGUUUUUGUGCAGGAGCCAAAUCUAUUUCAAUUAAAAUAGGAAACCAUGGCUAUAACUGGAAUCUAAAUUUUAAUCUUUAAGAUUUUUUUACAGACAACUAUUUUUCUUUCAUAAACACAUGACCUCUCUCUGUCAGGACUCUAUCAUAUUCCUCUAGAUACUGCCACAGACUCUUCGGUCAUGUACACAGUUACUCCCACCUCAUACCCACACGUCGGACGAUACUUAAGACCAGCAACCAAAACUAGAAAAUUGUUACUAUUGGGUGUGGGGCCUCUGACAAGCGUGUACUUGGAUUUUGGGUUGUAAUGGGCAUAUGUAGAUUUCUUCUUUGGUCUCUUGGUGGGAGGAGGUUCCAGUCAUGGAGAAGGCUGAGAUGAAAGUCUUACAGAGAAGAUAGAGAAGUGUCUGGAACUGGCCUCUGAAAAAUUUUUGAGCAUAUAUUGUGAUCACCUAAUACGUUUUUAAUUUCUUAAAGCUAUAAUGAAACUUGUUCUUUUUGGCUCUUCUUUGACACUCACCACAUACCUACAAAUAGAACUUUGUUUCUUGAAGCAUAGGCCAUGAAUUAUCCAUAUUAGAAUCACUAGGGUGCAUGUUAGUAAUGUAGGCUCCUGAGCCUCAAAUUGAACCUAUCAAUUUCUGAGGAUAGAGCCUUAAAAUUUAAACUGUAAAGCAAGAACUAAUGGGAUAGAGAAAAUUUCUGGAGGGAUAUGAGCAAGGUCUUAUAAACCAUUGUAUGUUUUGGAGGAGAAGAGGUUUCGGACAGGAUAGCUUGGGGUGGGCCUGAAGGUCCACUUGUGUGUCAAUCAUGUUGUGGAGCUCUGGAAAAGACCCCUGAGCAGGUAAAAUUAGGUGAAUAGUCACUACACAUGAAGGAUCAACCACUUCUCUAUCUGCAUGCUGAAUUCCCGUCACCCCACAAAGACCUCACAACUCCCUCCUUCAGAGCAUCUCUGUGAGACCUGGGAAUGAUCUGGAUCGUUGCAUGAAAAUUAUGUUUAUUUUUAAAUAUCUUUGAAGCUACUGUAACAUUCCGUUCAUCUGAUUUUCCUGAUUAUUUCUGUUUCCCAUGAUGAUUCCUCUUUUCUCAGUCCCUGAGUAUUCCUUAAUGUUGGACUGUGAUACCAGUUUGUCUCUUUCUUUACCAUUGUCCUUGGAACCACUUACUCCUGUGGUCUCAACUAUUAUCUAUGCAAAUAAGUUUUAAAUCUGCACCUGUGGUACUAGUCUCUCCUAAGUUCCAAUGUUGGGUCUCUGGCAGACUGCAGGACACUUACUCUUGGACCUUUAAAAGUUUCAAGUUACAUGUUUCAAACCAGAUACAUCUUUCUCAUAAACUGCCCCCUCACAAAAUUUCCGUAAACUCAGGGUCCAGACCUUUGGAGUUUUUCUUUGGUUAUUCUCAUUCUAUAUCUGACCGCCAUCGAGGCAUGGGCAGGUUCAGUAGGCAUGGAGUGGAAAGAGAUUGUUAGAGUUGAGGUCAUGGGGGAGGUGGGAUUUCCAAGCGGUGAUAAUAGUCGCUGACACAUAUCUUCCACCUGGCCCUUUUCCAAGUGGUUUUCGAUUUUUUUUUUUUUAAGAUUUUAUUUAUUUGAGAGAAUGGGCAUAAGCAGUGGGUGGGUAGACUGCUGAGCAGGGAGCCUGAUGUGGAGCUUGAUCCCAGGACCCGACCCCAAGAUCAUGACCCAACCUGAGGCAGGCGCUUAACUGAGCCACCCAGGCACUCCUGGUUUUCAGAUAUUAAAAUCAUGUAAUCUUCACAGCCACCUGUGUGUGAGGCGGAUGUUAAUAUUAACCCUGUUGUAAACUUGCCAGGUGAGACAUGACAAUGAGAUCAGGAAAUGGAAGACCCUAAGUUGCUCUACUUGGGAGGCUAGACCUUGUGGCCUGGAUGGCUCCCACGUGAGGUGGGGAGGCAUGUGUUAAGAAUAAGCCUCACCCAGGUGAUCCCCCCCUCCCUGUCCCUUACAGCUCUGCAACCUCUGUCAUUCCUUUGCUUCCAUUGCUGCUAAGCCUAGAGUUCGGGUCCUUAUUGCUUCUCCCCUGGGUUAGAUAAGUACUUUGCUAGUGGAGUCUCUAUUUUUCUCUCAAUCUCCCUAAAGCACUGACUCGUCACUCCUUCAGUGGUUUCUCCCUUAAUAAAAUCCAAGGGGUACUUGGGUGGCUCAGUUGUUUAAGUGCCUUUGGCUCAGAUCAUGAUCUCAGGGUCCUGGGGUCAAACCCAGCAUCAGGUUCCCUGCACAGCAGAGCGUGCUUUCCCUCUCCCUCUGUGAUUCCCCAUGCACUGCUUGCUCUCUCUCAAAUAAAAUCUUUUGAAAGAAUAAAAUUCAAACUCCUUAGUCAUAUAGUCAGGCUUUCUUUGAAUUGGUCUCUGCUCAUCUAUAUAGCCAUAUCCGACUGCUUGCUACUCUUCACACAUCUGAAAACCAGAUUUGUGAAAAAACAGCGCUGCUCAGUAGUUAACGACAGUAAAAAUAUUUUGUUCAGUACUAUUGAAGUAGAGGAAAAGAGACCUCUGUAUAGACCUGGGCUUGUGUCUAUACAGCCCAGGGCUGGGUAGCUGGGUAGCUCAGUUGGUUGUGUCCAACUCUUGAUUUCAGCUCAGGUUUUGAUCUCAGGGUUGUGAGUUUAAGCUCCGCAUUGGGCUCCACAUGGAGCAUGGAGCCUACUUUAAAAAGAACUGGUUUCAUGUCAAUACAGCUGAUCAAGUGAGAAUUUACAGCCAAGGGUCAAGAUAGGGGUCAGUGGAUGUAUCUAAGAGGAAAGAAAACGGGUAAGGGGUUUUGGCUAGACUGACCUAACAAUUCUUGCUGAAGAUGGGCCCAGAUGAGUGAUCCCACCCUGGGGUGAUGGUGGAAAAUGAGGGACUAUUGGUAAACUGACCUCUUGGGGUUCUUUCUAAAGCUAGAUUUUACAAGGAAGUGCACUGAUGGGUCUAGGAGAAGGUUCAGGACUGAGUUUGGUUUGGUCAAGCAAAGAAUCUGUCCCAUUAAAUAGCAAGGUGAUAACAGGGGCCAUGCACACCUUAUGUUCACGCCCAUGAGUUUCUUCACUCACGGUGUUCCCAUGUUCUGCUCUGGCUCCUCACAUUCAUUCAAUCAAUAAAAAUCAGAGUCCAAGGGGCACCUGGGUGACUCAGUUAAGUGUCUCCCUUCAGCUUGGGUCAUGAUCCUGGGCUCCUGGGAUUGAGCCCUGUGUCAGACUCCCUGCUCAGUGGGGAGCCUGCUUUUCCCUCUCCCUCUACUGCUCCCCCUGCAUGUGCUCCCUCUCUGUCAAAUAAGUAAAUAAAAUCUUUUUAAAAGUCUGAGUCCAAGAGGGCCUUAGAAACCAUCUUCAACCUCUUGCUCAGUGCAGAAACUCAACAAUAUCCCUGACAGAUGGCAAUCUAUUCUCUUCAGGAUGAGAGGCCCAUUGUUACGCAGCAGAAAAUCUGGCAGUUCCUCUGUUGAGCAUACCUCAUGGCUGGAAGUUAAUCUGAGCUGAAUUCUGCCUCCUUCUAAGUUUCUGCCUCCCAUGGUUAGUUUCUGCUUUUGCUUCUCAUCUGUAGAUGAAAGGGAUGGGCAAGAUUUCCAAGGACAUUAUCCGUCAUAACAAAGGCGGUUUCAUUCCUUGUGCCCCUCACCCAUCCCAAGUCAUACCUAUUCUUGAGAUCCAACUCAGUUCUGAGAAUGUGUAUUAUGUGAUGAGUUUCCAAGUAAGGGAAAACGUUGGUUUUACCCGAACAUUUCAGCUGACAGAAGUAUGAACCAUGGAGUGGUGGUGAAAAAGAAAAUCCUAAAUUUAAAAAAAAAAUGUUUAUGGAGUUUCAAUUUUUUCUACUUCAAAAAGAUAAAGGAAAGCUCAGUCACCUGCACUAUUUUAAAUAUGUCAAUAAUGAAGAACUGAGGAUCUUAAAUUCCAUGGCCUAGGGCUACCAGCUGACUCAGCAGAGCAUGUGACUUGAUCUUGGGGUCAAGCCCUACCCUGGGUGUAGAGCUUACUGAAAAGAAAAGAAAGAAAAGAAAAGAAAAGAAAAAAAGAAAAGAAAAGAAAAAGAAAUUACAAGGACUAUUUCUUACAUAAAGAUAAAUCUGAUCACCAGAGUGGUUUUUCUCCACAAGCAUGCUUUUCUUCGUGUAUUUCCUGCUUUGGUUGCUGACAUCAUCCAUUUUGCAAUCAACCAAGCCAGAAACCUGGGAAUUGUUCCGGAUGCCUUAUUUCUCUUCAUCUCCCUACCACCCCCCCAGCCCGACCCCACCACCUCUUCCAGUUGUCAGGCGAUAUGUAGCCCAUCCUGUGUUGUGCACCCUUGACUCCUGUGUUGGCCUGGGCUGUCCUUAACUCAUUCUGAGACUCUGGGCCCAGCCUUAUAGAAGUACCUCUGCACGAGCUCUCUCUCUAAAAUGAUAAGUGUGUGAUGCCACCGCAGACCAUCCAAUGACCCCUUUUCAUUUCUUAGGCCAGUGACCAAAUUCUUUAUGGAGAAACAGGGCUUGGGACACCUGGGUGGCUCAGUGGUUAAGCAUCUGCCUUUGGUUCAGGGCAUGAUCCUGGAGUCCCGGGAUCGAAUCCCACAUCGGGCUCCCUACAUGGAGCCUGCUUCUCCCUCUGCCUAUGUCUCUGCCUCUCUCCCUGUGUCUCUCAUGAAUAAAUAAAAAUCUUUAAAAAGGAGA